This is a messenger RNA of Malania oleifera, 288 nucleotides long. RefSeq names its product protein MEN-8-like. Bases 1 to 288 code for a protein of 95 amino acids. The transcript has a single exon. The record is from RefSeq and is a predicted model, not a curated record. Lineage: Eukaryota; Viridiplantae; Streptophyta; Magnoliopsida; Santalales; Ximeniaceae.
AUGGCAGCAGUUUCUCUGAGCUCCAGAGCUGCGGUGCUGCUUCUGUUGGUCACGGUGCUCGUGGCCCGGACCGCGGUGGUUCAGGCACAGUUGCAGGCCUGCGCCAACGAGCUGACCGCGCUGAACGUGUGCGCGCCGUUUGUGGUGCCCGGUGCACCCAACACGGUGCCGAGUGCCGAGUGCUGCGGCGCCCUCCAAGGGGUGGAACGUGACUGCAUUUGCAACACUCUCAGGAUUGCUUCCCGCCUUCCUUCUGCCUGCAACCUGCAGCCUGUCUCCUGUGGUUAG